This is a messenger RNA of Diatraea saccharalis (sugarcane borer), 2361 nucleotides long. Lineage: Eukaryota; Metazoa; Arthropoda; Insecta; Lepidoptera; Crambidae. The record is from the annotation of a GenBank genome assembly.
AAAACGUCCCGUACUUGGUUGCGGUUUUGUUGUUAUUUUUUACCUAGUUGAUAAUCAAUUCACAUAAUAAGUUUUUCUCUAAUAAAAAUAAGUGACACGAGUCUUGAUUUAUAUAAUGGAAGGCUUUGACGAUCCUGGUGUUUUCUUUUCCGACAAUUUCGGCGUUGAGGAUAAUGAAUCUCAAGAUCAAGUUAACCUUCAAGGUGUAAAGAAAAAAUUCAAAGAAUUCAUCCGCCAAUUUCAUACUGGAAAUUUCAACUACAAAUACAGAGAUGCUUUGAAAAGAAAUUAUAAUUUAGGGAACUACUGGGUUGAAAUUAACAUUGAAGAUUUAUCUAGUUUUGACGAAAUAUUAGCUGAAAAAUUAUACAAGAAACCAUCUGAACAUUUACCGAUUUUAGAAGAAGCUGCUAAAGAGUUAGCCGACGAACUAACUGCACCAAGACCAGAAGGCGAAGAAAAGAUAGAGGAUAUUCAAGUGCUGCUUUCAUCAGAUGCACAUGCUGCAAACUUACGAGAACUGAAAUCCGAGACUGUUUCAAGGCUUGUGAAAAUCCCAGGAAUAGUCAUAUCAGCUUCAGCAAUAAAAGCCAAGGCCACAAAAAUAUCUAUACAAUGUAGAUCUUGUCGCAAUAUCAUACCAAACUUACCAGUGAAGCCUGGUCUUGAGGGAUAUGUGAUGCCUAGGAAAUGCAACACAGAACAAGCUGGUCGACCGAAAUGUCCAUUAGAUCCUUACUUCAUAAUUCCAGAUAAAUGUAAAUGCAUAGAUUAUCAGGUGUUAAAACUGCAAGAAGCACCGGAGAGCAUCCCCCAGGGAGAGAUGCCACGUCACUUAUCUGUGUACUGCGAGCGCGUUCUCUGCGAACGUGUAGCGCCCGGAGCGCGAGUCACAGUACUCGGUAUCUAUUCUAUCAAGAAAAUCGCUAAAAUGGGGAGAGAGGGUCGCAAUAAAGCUUCCGUAGGAGUACGCUCAUCGUAUGUACGCGCCGUAGGACUUACUGCAGAGGAAAGCGUCACUGGCGGACUUAAACCAUUCACCACAGAGGAGGAGGAACAAUUCCGAAGACUCGCAGCUUCCCCUGACAUAUACGAAAGGAUCGCGAAAUCUAUCGCACCCAGCGUUUUCGGUGCUGUUGACAUGAAAAAAGCCAUCGCCACAUUGUUGUUUGGUGGUUCCCGCAAACGUUUGCCUGACGGAUUAACUAGGCGAGGUGACAUAAAUAUAUUGUUACUCGGCGACCCUGGUACAGCUAAGUCCCAACUGCUUAAGUUUGUGGAAAAAGUAGCUCCCAUAGGAGUGUACACGUCAGGGAAAGGAUCGAGCGCGGCCGGUCUCACUGCAUCCGUCAUUAGAGACCCUGGAAGCCGCAAUUUCGUAAUGGAGGGGGGUGCAAUGGUGCUAGCAGACGGCGGCGUUGUGUGUAUCGAUGAAUUUGAUAAGAUGCGAGAGGACGAUCGCGUCGCCAUACACGAAGCGAUGGAACAACAGACCAUCUCCAUUGCCAAGGCGGGUAUAACGACCACCCUAAACUCCCGAUGUUCCGUAUUGGCUGCCGCCAAUUCCGUUUUCGGUCGUUGGGACGACACUAAAGCCGACGACAAUAUCGACUUCAUGCCGACUAUACUGUCCAGAUUCGAUAUGAUCUUCAUUGUCAAAGAUGAACAUGACCAGGACAGAGAUAUCACGCUAGCCAAGCACAUAAUAAGCGUCCACAUGGGCGGCGGCAGUGCCGAGCGCGAGACAGCGGCGGGCGAGUUGCCGUUGAGCGUGUUGCGCCGUUACGCGGCGUACUGCCGCGGGCGGUGCGGGCCGCGCCUGUCCGCGCCGGCGGCGGAGCGGCUGCGCGCCCGGUACGUGCUCAUGCGCACCGGCGCGGCGCAACAGGAACGGAGCACGGACAAACGACUCUCCAUACCUAUCACCGUCAGGCAACUGGAAGCCAUUGUACGUAUAUCAGAGUCGCUUGCGAAAAUGCAGUUACAGCCUUUCGCUACUGAGGCGCACGUCACAGAGGCACUGCGACUGUUCCAAGUGUCUACUCUCGAUGCUGCAAUGACCGGAAGUUUAGCUGGUGCUGAAGGUUUUACUACUGAAGAAGACCACGAAAUGUUGUCACGUAUAGAAAAGCAACUGAAACGGCGAUUUGCUGUUGGUUCACAAGUGUCUGAGCAAACGAUAAUUCAGGACUUUCUACGACAGAAGUACCCUGAGCGAGCUAUACUGAAAGUCAUUCACACUAUGAUAAGGCGGGGAGAACUCCAACACAGACUGCAAAGAAAAAUGCUAUACCGACUUUCAUAAGCAAUUAUAAAAUGUUUUACUAAUUAUUUUGUCUAUUAAACUCUUAGGCGUAUACG